Uranotaenia lowii is the source of this 522-nucleotide messenger RNA. RefSeq names its product ATP synthase subunit a-like. Lineage: Eukaryota; Metazoa; Arthropoda; Insecta; Diptera; Culicidae. The coding region runs from base 1 to 522 and encodes 173 amino acids. The transcript has 2 exons. The record is from RefSeq and is a predicted model, not a curated record.
AUGAGUCCUCUAGGAUGUAACUUUGUUCAUGUCGUAGACAUCAUUUGGUGGGGUCCGGGUUUAUUCCUGGAGCUGGAACAGCAAAAGGUGUAUGUUUGCGAGCAGCUUUCCGGGAAAAAGUUCCUGUUCCUGUUCCUGUUCCUGUUCCUGUUCCUGUUCCUGUUCCUGUUCCUGUUCCUGUUCCUGUUCCUGUUCCUGUUCUUGUUCCUGUUCCUGUUCCUGUUCCUGUUCCUGUUCCUGUUCCUGUUCAUAUUCCUGUUCCUGUUCCUGUUCCUGUUCCUGUUCCUGUUCCUGUUCCUGUUCCUGUUCCUGUUCCUGUUCAUGUUCCUGUUCCUGUUCCUGUUCCUGUUCCUGUUCCUGUUCCUGUUCCUGUUCCUGUUCCCAACCCCAUUAUCACUCCCAUUCCAGAUCCCAUCCCAUUCAAAUUCACAUCUUAUUCCCAUUGCAAUUCCCAUCCCAUCCAUAUUCCUAUUGGAAUUCCCAUCCCAUUUACAUUUCCAUUUCUAUCUCAUUCCCAUCUAA